AUGGUGAUCAAAUUGUUGCAACUACCAGUUACAAAUGCCUCGCUCCGUGUUGAGGUUUUGCGACGUGGUUAUACGCAGUCGUUAUAUCACUUCGAUAUUGAUUGUUGUCAGUUUAUUAUCAGCAAACGACGCAAUCCUAUUGCUAAAGCCAUCUACAAAUUCCUACGCUUGGAUACCAACAGCAAUGUAAAUCACUCCUGUCCCUAUAAUAAUGACCUGAUUAUAGAUCAUCUGCAAUUUGAUAAGGAUUUGAAUCUACAUUUGCCUAUCGGAAAAGGGGAGUAUGUGAUGAAAAUGUAUUGGAAGAUCUACAAUGUUUUGCGCAGCAUUAUCGACGUAAAUAUGCAAAUUACAGAUUGA
Messenger RNA from Drosophila innubila, 360 nucleotides. RefSeq lists its product as uncharacterized. The coding region runs from base 1 to 360 and encodes 119 amino acids. Lineage: Eukaryota; Metazoa; Arthropoda; Insecta; Diptera; Drosophilidae. The transcript is spliced from 3 exons. The record is from RefSeq and is a predicted model, not a curated record.